This is a messenger RNA of Rubroshorea leprosula, 2472 nucleotides long. NCBI's taxonomy places the organism in Eukaryota, Viridiplantae, Streptophyta, Magnoliopsida, Malvales, Dipterocarpaceae. The record is from the annotation of a GenBank genome assembly.
UGCGGUGCAAAAAAAAAAAAAAAAAAAGACUAUAAAUUGCAAACCCUAGGGCGAGAUUAAAAGAGAAGGGUAUUUUUCUUAAGUGUUUUGUGGAAGUAAAACUGCUGCUUUCCUUAUGGCUGAAAGAGGGAUUUUUCUGUUAGGGGUUUGUUGUUAUCUUGUGGUUUCUUUAUGUUGAAGAGGGAGACAGAAAAAGAACGGGUUUUGUAGAAGUGAAAUUGUUGUUUUCCUUGAUGGCUGAAAGCAGCAUUGACAAAAUCAGUCGAUUAACCGAUGAACUUCUUUUGCACAUUCUCUCAUUCCUUCCCAUGAGAGAUGUUGUUCGUACCUCUGUACUCUCAACCAGGUGGAGGUAUCUUUAUGUUUCAGUUUCUAAUCUUGAUCUUGAUUUUCAUGUCGGAGCUCAAAUGAAGGCCAAUAAGUUUUGUUUGAGGAGAUUUGUGGAUAGACUAUUCUUCUUCCGUAAAAGAAGUUCUGUCCAUAAGUUUCAUCUCAAAUGGUCUACCUCAAUUUCAGGAUUUCUUGAUCCUUUGCAUCUAAAAGAGUGGAUUAGUGCCUUAAUUUGGCAUGGUAUUCGAGAGCUUGAUUUAUUUAUAGAGCUUAGUGAUGAUAAAGAACUGCUGUUGCCGACUGGUUUCUUUACCUUUAAGACAUUGGUGGUUCUGAAAUUGUUCGUUUUACAUCGUUGUGACUUGAAAUCGGAUAAUGACUCCAAGGCCGAUGACUCUGAGUUGGACAUGGACUCUGAGUCUGAGGACUUGAAUGUGCACUUUGAGUCUGAUGUCUGGCGCAUGGACUCAGGUGAGUCUGGUUUAAAAGUUCCUUCCAAAGUUUGUCUCCCAAGUCUCAAGGUUCUUCGCCUGUGUAAUAUUGCAUUUUCAAAUGAUGACUCUUGGAGUAGGCUACUGUCUAACUGCCCCGUUCUUGAGGAUUUGCACUACCGUUUUAUUGGCAAUAUCUGGAAACUAGGUAUUUGUAAUCCUACACCCAAGAGGUUGCGCAUGGAUCACUGCAAACUUGGUAUUUCUAAUCCUACACUCAAGAGGCUGCACAUAGAACACCGCCCAAAGGGGCGGUCUUGCGGUUUAGAGAUUGUGAUUAAUGCCCCAAGCCUUGUCGACUUGGAUUACAGUAUCUCUUGUUUAACUUCUCAUGCAUGUGUAAAUAUCCAGUCCCUUGAUGAAGCCAGAAUUGAUUUUCAACAAGGUGGUGGCAAUCCUAGCAAUUACAUUGAGGCUGCAACUGAUUUAUUGAGAGGGAUAUGCAACAUUCAGAAACUUGGUAUUUCUGGUCGAGCUCUAGCAGAUCUUAUUCUCUACAGUGUUCCCAUCCCUACAUUUCAAAAUGUGACUCAUUUGGCAAUUUGGUGGUGCUUGGACUUGUGCUUGACACAAUUACCAUAUUUACUUACACGUUGUGAAUCUUUAGAAACCCUUGUCUUUGAGCACUUUGAUGGUAGAAAUUGGAGUCCUGCUGCCUGGUACCAACUAGAGGAAUCUAGAGCCAGUUGUUUGUCAGCUAGCCUGAAGACCAUUGAAAUGUUAAAUUUUGAUGGAAAUGAACACGAAAUGGAAUUUGUCAAGUAUUUGCUGAAAAAUGCAAGAGUUCUAGAGAGCAUGAAGAUUCAUAUUUUGGGAAAAUAUAAGAAACAAGUGCUACUGCUACUGCCACCUAGUUUAUUUACUUGUGAGACAUUGGUGGUUCUGAAGUUGAGUGUUUACUCUGAGUCUGGGCAGGACAGCUCUGAUGAGUCGAGUUUAAAAGUCCCUGCCAGUGUUUGCCUCCCUAGUCUCAAGAUUGUGGUUGAUGCGCCUGGUCUUGACUACUUGGAGUUGUCUGUUUGGGAUGUAUACUCUUGUACAUUUCUGAACAUCAACACUCUUGCUAAAGCCGAUGUUGGUUUUCUAUGUCAUGAAUGGGAGGAUUAUGAGGGGAGUCAUGCAAAUGCUGUAGCUAAUCUGAUGAAAGCCAUAAGCAACAUCCAGACAUUUCGUAUAUGUGGUUUAACUCUAUGUGAAUUUAAUUAUUUUGACAUUCCAAACCCUGGGUUUAACAAUGUUACUUAUUUGACAAUUGCUUCUUGGGAAGAGUGUGGCUUUCCAGAACUACAGUAUAUACUUGCACGUUGCAGUGAAGUUGAAAUUGAACUAGCAAAGUAUUUUCUUCAAAGUGCAAAAGUUCUAGAAAGAAUGGAAAUUCAUAUUGAGGCAGAAUAUCAAGACCAAUUGGAGAUCACCAGAGUUACUAAGGUUACCAAGAGCCUCAAAUGAAUGCAUUGUCGACAUAGUUUAGGUUUCACUGUAUUUCCUUUUUGUUGAAUUGUUUGUUGUUAUUUCAGUUAAUUACAACUUAUUUGUAAGGGAUGUCAUUCUGUUCUGGAUGUGUAUGGAUUGUUUUUUGUCUACUUGUACCUAUAUUUUAAUUAUAUGCUGUUCAAAACUCUCCUUAUAUUGAUAAAAAGUAGUUUUAAGG